Doryrhamphus excisus (bluestripe pipefish) is the source of this 2068-nucleotide messenger RNA. It is a transcript of the gene spef1, whose product is annotated as sperm flagellar and cilia associated 1. Gene Ontology annotation, molecular function: microtubule binding. The record is from RefSeq and is a predicted model, not a curated record. Lineage: Eukaryota; Metazoa; Chordata; Actinopteri; Syngnathiformes; Syngnathidae. Gene Ontology annotation, cellular component: axoneme. Gene Ontology annotation, biological process: regulation of cytoskeleton organization.
CUUCAAACAGCGCAGAGAGUUGUCAGGCACCUGAACGGCAAACUGAUAUACUUUCUUUUAAGUAGCCAAAACCCCAGUUUGCGGCGAAUGGAGCGAGAGUUAGACGAGGAAGAGCUGCAGGAUUUGUACGCUUGGAUAGACAAAAUCCCUCUUUCAAGGCCCAAAAGAAACAUCGCCAAUGACUUCAGCGACGGAGUAAUGGCGGCAGAGGUUGUUAAACAUUUCUUCCCAAGGCUUAUUGACUUGCACAACUACACUCCUGCCAGCUCAACACAGCAGAAGCUCAGCAACUGGAACCUUCUCAACAGGAAGGUGUUUUCCAAGCUGAACUUCCAUGUGCCCGAGAAGUCAGUGAAAAAGAUUGUACUGAGGACAGCGGGAGUGAUUGAAAGCGUGCUCAGCGCCCUCCGGGAGAAGAUAGACAAGAAGCUAGAGCACAACACACACAACAUACUAGAUUUGGAAUACUAUGACACCAGAAACCCAGACAACACGGCCACAGAUCAUUGUCAGUCCGACGUGACUCAGACGACACGUGAAGGGCCGAAAAAGGAUGAGAAGUUUAAAUUGGAGAAUAGCAGAAUGCAAAACGCACCCCAGUUUUACUCCAACUUGGACCCAGCUCUCCGGCAGAUUCUGAAGGAAAAAGAGCAUGCGGCCAUGGCUUUGCAGGAGACGGUGGAGAUCCUGCAGAUGAAGGUGAGCAAGUUAGAGCGUCUGGUACAACUGAAGGACAUGCGGAUAGAUGAUCUGAGGCAGAAUCUGGAGACGUGUAACUGUCGAAAAGGAAAACACAACGAUUCAAACACCAGCGGCACAUAACACUUCGAAAAACUAGAAUAAAUGUAAUGCACACUUUUUAAUGAUUUACUUAGCUUCAAAUAAUCCUUAACAAAAAGAUGUACAAAGAAGCAAUGUGCAAGUGUGUUUCCACAAGUACAUUGAAGGUAAUCCAUUCAGGGACAUUCAUUCCGGAUUUUAAACCCUUGCCCCCGUAGGAUAUAAUAGAAUUUAUAUUAAUCUGUUCCAAUGUCAAACUAUAUGACACAAGUGUAAAAAUAGCAUGAAUAAUGUAACCUAUGAUAACACAUGAUGACGUGGGUUGGAGUCAAAGCCAAAAAAGGUGCAAGUGAAUCAUUCGAUACUGGCUAAACAGAGCUGUCGUACGGUAUGGUGACUUUUUUUGCAAUGUAUACGUGUGACGUCAGCCAUAGUGAUGGUUUAUAUGCCGCUGUAUUCAUUUAGUGUAGCAAGACACAUACAAGCCCUGUGAUUGGCUGGCGACCAGUCCAGGGUGUACCCCGCCGGGAUAGGUUACAGCACCCCCUGCGACCAUUGUGAGGAUAAGUGGUAGAAAAUGAAUGAAUACGCAUACAAAUAACAAACAAAGAAACAAAUACAAAACGCAUACAAAAUAUUGGAAGUGUACUUUUCAAACCCGUUUAAUUUAGUAGGAUUUUGUACAAAAAGUAAUGCAGGAAAGGAAACUAUUAUAAAUGAUGUGAAAAUGUUAUGACUUCAUAUGAAAUUCUCAUGUGAACACCAUGUCGAGUUGACAAAUGCUCAUGCUGCUUUUAACUGUUUAAAGGCAGUAAACCUGUUGUUUACACAUUUAUUCGUGGUAUACUUCAUUCCUGGGGUCAUUUUGGUUGGCCGGCCAUUUCCUGAUAACUGGCCCAAGCUUUAGAAAUGGCUUUCUAACCUUAGAUCUCCGUAGAUCUCCAUGAAGUUAUGUUUUAACAGACUCUACCAUCCUCUCAGCCUUUUCCCAUGCAGGCUGGCAUAAGUCCAAAGAAUAUGUGUAAUGUGUAUCUUUAUUUGUAAGACUUCUUUCAAAUACACCAGCAGCUUCAUGUGAUUAUGCAUUUGUCAAGUGUGUCUGUGUUUUGUUCAAGACAGAGAAUUAGUGUGUUUUGUCACUGCCUGGUACUGUAUAUUCAGGUCGUACCAUAACACAAACGCCUCUGUUCUUUCUUAAAAGUUAGCAUUUAAAUAUUUGUGUGCCUUUGUACAGCUGAAGCCGUCUGACCGCCAUGUGCUCAAUAAAUAGACUACUAUUGUGUUCCAG